Aureobasidium vineae is the source of this 5322-nucleotide messenger RNA. NCBI's taxonomy places the organism in Eukaryota, Fungi, Ascomycota, Dothideomycetes, Dothideales, Saccotheciaceae. The record is from the annotation of a GenBank genome assembly.
ACUAAACGUCCUCCUCAGGUUGUCCAUUCAGCUUUGACAUUGCCUCCAGCUGGGCAACUACGUCCAUUUACCGCUGGUCCAGAUGCAAUUCCACUGGGAAGCUUGAUCUCAAAGUACACGCUGAAAGCCCUCAACGACGAAGGCUAUGUCAACUGUACCGUAAAACCAACAUACAGUGAACUNCAAAAGGCCUAUGGACACGGAGCUAUUAUGAGAAACCUGGACAGACAGAAAGGGCACCUAGGACAGACGGAACCAUUUCAUAUCCACCCGUGUCUGCAACGCAGCCAAUGGGACGAGACUCUUGAUGACGAAGACUGGCAUGCCAUUUUGCCUUCUGUAGAGCUGGCCUCGCGGUUCUUGGACGAUCCAGCAAUCACACCAUUUUUCGCCGGCUUGAUGGGCAACUAUACGAAACUGGACGAUUCUAUUCUCCAAAAGACUCACGGCAAGGAGUUUCAGCGGUGGGAUUACGACAACACUGUGACCCAAGUAAAGGAGGAUUAUGAGAAGGCCUUGUUCGCGAUGAUGGCUCUGAAAAAGGAGGUUGUGCUGGGAUUUACCAAGAUGGAUAGUCAUGGUUGGACGAAAUGGAGCAAGAACAAUGAAGUCUGCGUGGUCUGCAUCAACGAAGAGUAUGUGCAAAUACUCCGCGAGGAUCCCGGAUGGGGAGCCCAGAGAUGGUCGCAGCCCUGGUCGCCCGGUACCGAUGAGCCAUCAGCCAGAAUGCGUACCAGAUACCUACUCGCAGUGACCAUCGUACAUGAAUUUGCCCACUUUGUGGGCAGGUGGCAGAAANNGCACUUGUCAGAACCAGGAGACGAGAAUGGUCCCGAACCGUUUCUACGCGACCAUCCCUAUAACGAGCUUGGCUACGACCUCGAGAACAUGAUAUUCUCAGGUUGGGUCGAGCCAAGCGGAGCAAUCAUACACGGUUCGGCACCCUACGGUCUGAACAUUGUACGAUACCCAGGUACCUCGUGCACGACACCGUACCCAAGAGGCCAAGCUCGAGAUUGGUCAGUAAUCUGGGAUACCCGAUAUCCAGUGCAAAUGGAUUUCUGCAAGAAAAUGUUCACAAAAGACUUUUGGAAUGAAGAAGUCGCCAGAUACGGGCUCUCUCGUUGCCGUCCGGAGAAGAGGAAAGGAGUUAGGAGAUACCGCAAGUUUUCCGAGGUGCCCGAUCCACUGGAACAAGGCCUGAGUCCAAAAUCACUAGUUGUGUAUCGGUCUGAGAAGGAGCGCAGAGCUGCCACAAUAGAAGCCGCGAUUAUGGCUGAUGAUGUCGACUCAAGCGACACAGAGGAUGCGGAUGAUGAUGGCAUUGUCAUAAGAGGCAAGCACAAGAAGACUCAGGAAGAGGCUCGUAGAAAGGCUCAAGAAGCACAGACUGGUGAUAUUGAUAUGUCGGAUGCACUACCAAAUCAGGCCACGGAAACUGCGAAAGCUGGGCUUCUUUGGUUUAUCGUCGCCUGCGACAAUGAAUCGGGUGCCAUGCUGGUCUCUGCUUACUUGUUCAUUAAUCCUACAGUAUCCGGGAGAGAGAGAAUUCUAAGGCUGGCCCGGCCAGCUGUGGUUCAGCCAGCAUCUAAUAACGAUACAAUACCUAGUUUACCAGCACAAGACGCGGAGCAACCCAUCACAAACACCUUAGAACAACAUCUCGCUCCAACGGAUGGAGGCGUCGCAGCAUGGAGACUUCUCCUGGCGGCAUUCGUCUUCGAAACCCUACUCUGGGGCUUUCCCCUCUCCUUUGGUGUUUUCCAAGACCAUUACUCCAGAACGCCCGAGUUUGCGGAUAAUUCGUACAUCCCUGUGGUGGGCACCGUAGCUUCUGGCUUGGGCUAUCUAGGCGCUCCGAUGAUGAUGUUGAUUAUUCAACGCUUUCCACGGUAUCGCCGGUAUAUGAUAUGGAUUGGAUGGCCCAUUUGCAUCCUCGGUCUCGCACUAGGCUCCUUUGCCACUUCUCUUGAAGCAUUAAUCGCAUCCCAAGGAGUGGCGUAUGGCUUGGGGUUUUUGAUCUUCUAUUAUCCCAUUCUUUCGAUGGUGGAUGAAUACUGGAUUGCAAAGAGAGGCAUGGCUUAUGGUAUCCUUUGCGCCGCAUCCGGACUCUCUGGAGGUUUUAUGCCAUUUGUGCUUCAAGCUUUGCUCGACACAUAUGGAUUCAGGGUUACUUUGAGAGCAGUGGCGGUUGCAUUGACAGUGCUUACAGGCCCUUUGAUACCAUUGUUCAGAGGACGUUUGCCAGUAUCGAGAAACACUGCGAGCAGAAAAAUCAACUGGGAAUUUCUUCGCCAACCAAUGUUUUGGAUAUAUUCGGUUGCGAACACGUUGCAAGGGUUUGGAUACUUCUUUCCUGGGUUGUACUUGCCUUCGUUUGCAUCUUCGCUGUCUCUCAAGCCUCAUAGCGGAGCGAUACUGCUGACAGUGAUGAGUAUUUGCCAAGUGUGUAGUCAGUUCACGUUUGGCAUGCUCUCGGACAGAAAGAUGUCGAUAAAUGUUCUGGCAUUCUCGUCGACGGCAAUGGCAGCGAUUGCGGUGCUCGGGAUCUGGAAAGUGGCAUCUUCUCUUCCAGUGCUAAUCGUGUUUGGGAUCUUGUAUGGAUUCUUCGCGGCAGGGUUCACAGCGAUUUGGGCAAGGUUGACCAGUUCGGUGACGGAUGAUGUCGGAACGGCACCUGUGGUGUUUGGACUUUGGAACUUCCAGAAGGGUUUAGGGAAUGUACUUGCGGGGCCUAUUGGAGGUGUUUUGGUUGAUGUGGGAGGAGGGGUAGGAGGUGGAGUGUAUAGGUGGGUGAUUAUGUUCACAGAGCUUUCGACUUCGUCAUUGGGCACAGAAAAAGUUGUCGCAUUCAGUUCAUACAAGUCAAGCACAACACAACACAACACCGCCAAUAUGCCUAAUGAACUCGAAGAGCUCGUCGAAUUCCUCCACCAUGGAAACACUCAGAUCCGCCAGAUUGCGGUCGAAAACCUCGUCGGCUUCUCAACAGCACAGCCUUCUCUCUUCAAAUACCAAGACCUCACACCCGUCAAAGACAUGAAACUGCUCGUCCGCGAUUACCCGCCCAUCGCAAAGAACGUCCUCACAAUCCUCGUAAACAUUUCCUCCGAUGAGCAAGUGCUCAACUACCUCGCCGAAGACGACCAGUUCCUCGAGGUUCUGUACUCGCGCAUCACAAACGCCAAAGAGGAAAAUGCAGACGAAAUGGCCAUGCUACUUGCCAACCUCACAAAACAUGAACACCUCAAGACGCUGCUUACACUCAAACGCGAUAUCCCCAAACCGCUCUCUACAUCUCCGUUCGCCAUCGAUCAAUUGCUGGAUCUGUUCGUCAAGGGUCAAGAGGGCAGUUACAACGAAAAGGCAAACUUCGACUAUCUCUGCUACGUCUUUGCCGACAUUUCGAAAUACGAGGAGGGUCGCAAGCAUUUCCUGACUCCGCGCGAAGAAGACGACAACAUCAUUCCCCUAACAAAACUCAUCGUCUUUACCGAGCACAAGUCAACCAUUCGCCGCAGAGGUGUGGCCUCCACAAUCAAGAACGCCGCUUUCGAAUCAGACGUCCACGCCAAAAUGCUCUCAACAGACGAAACCAAUGGCGGCCUUAAUAUCCUACCUUACCUCCUUCUCCCACUCAUGGGACCCGAAGAAUACGAAGACAAAGACAUGGACACCAUGCCCGAAGAACUGCAACUACUGCCUCCAGACAAGACCCGCGAGACCGAAACCGACAUCCAGAUCAUUCACCUCGAGACUUUGCUCUUGCUCACCACAAACAGAGAAGGCAGAGACUUNUUGCGGGAAAAGAAUGUGUAUGCGGUGAUGAGGGAGUUGCAUUUGCAUACUGAGAGUCCGGAUGUACAGGAGGCUUGUGAUCGUGUUGUGCAGAUUAUUGCCAGAGAUGAGGAGGGUGAGGGUGAGGAGCCACCGCAGCCGCCAAAGGUGCAGGAGAUUGAUGAUGAGGACGAGUUGGUUGAGGUUGCGCCUCAAGAAGACAAUCAGAGUGUCAAGAAGCAAGACAACAGAAGAGAUUUCUCAAACUUGCCCCUUCAACUCUGUCAAAUCAUUAAUGUGGUUCGCCAUGGCAACGAACAAAUCAAAGAACAUAAGUCCACCACUCUCCAUCUCCACUUGCAUGGUUCCACUGCGCUUGAAGGUGUCGCGACUGCGGAUGAUCAGAGCAAGAUAGUGCGCACGCAACCGAGAAUCAGUCUCGGGAGUGUUGUCAUAGGCAAAUCUUGCACUGCGAAGGAUAGUUGCGACCUCGAUACCCGACUGCAAUCCUUGCUUGCGCAAAGACAGCUUCUUGAGCUCUUCGAGACCGAAUCGCUCUGCCAGGCAGUAGAUGGCAGUAUCCCUCAAGAUCAAGCCAUUGACUCUCGAACUGAAAGUGGUGACGGUAGUCGCAUUAUCCCUGCCCUGGGAUUUGGGGGAGAGGGAGGAACACUCGUCUACGGAUUCAAGUACCCAGGGCGAGGUGUUGAGGACGUCUUCAUGGGCGGCGAACAGGCGUUGAUCCUUGCCCACCACGAUGGUGACUAUGGCGCUGUUGAGCCUGGGAGAGGCUUGGCUGUAUAUACGAAUCAACGAAUGGAGAUCGAGAAAGAGAAGCGUUACGUGUGCGAGCAGCUUGGAGGGGUGGGUUGUCGGCGACCUUUUGGCGUGCGUAGAAGGAAAAGAGGAGAAUUGGAGAGUGGAGAUGACUACUUAUCAUCGAGGUUGUCACGCACCCCUGGCGCGAGGCUCGAGUUGCACGCAGCCGAUUGGGCGCGUGUGGUGUAUCAGGCAGCAGCCGCCAUUAUCGUGCAGGUAUUGACGAGGAGAGAUCUACAAUGCGAACUGGGCCAAGUGUCGACCAACCCCGUGCCGGGCACGCAAGUGCAGCUCGCCGAAGAAGGCAACGUCUUUCUCUGGGAGGUCAUCAUGCAGGGCCCUGAAGACUCUGUCUACGCCGUGUGUAACACUGUUCACUCCUCGAUGACUCACAAUGCUGACCUGCGCGCANNGAACGGCAAGUUCAAGAUCGAAGUCUCGCUUCCCAAGGAAUACCCCUUCAAGCCGCCCACCGUCUCGUUCAAGACCAAGAUCUACCACCCAAACGUGUCCAACGAUGACAAGGGCAGCAUGUGCCUGGGCAUGCUCCGUUCCGACCAGUGGAAGCCUCCAAACAAGAUUCGCGACGUUCUGAUCCUCGUCCGCCAAAUUCUCGCUGCGCCCCAACCUGAUGAUGCCGUCGAAAGUAGAAUUGCCGACGAGUACAAGAACAACCCGGACGUCUUUGAGAAGAAUGCAAAGGACUUUGUCGCAAAGUACUGCAAG